GAAUAUAAAGGCUGCUUGGCUUCACAGGCUACACAAAGAAAGAGAGGACCUCAACUAAAGAAUCAAAUCAAAGCUUAGAUCGCAGUAAUUGGUUAGAGGUACCGCACAAAAGAGGCAUCAUGUCGAUGGGACUGGAGAUCGGUGGGAUUGCCCUGGGCAUCAUUGGUUGGAUCAUUGGUAUCGUGGCUUGCGCUCUGCCCAUGUGGCGUGUGUCGGCCUUUGUCGGCGCGAAUAUCGUCACGGCCCAGGUCAUCUGGGAAGGUUUAUGGAUGAACUGUGUCGUGCAGAGCACCGGACAGAUGCAAUGUAAGAUUUACGACUCCAUGCUGGCCCUGUCGCAGGACCUCCAGGCCUCACGAGCCAUGUCCGUCAUCGCGGUCAUCUUGGGGGUCCUGGCUGUGAUGAUCUCCGUCAUGGGCGCCAAGUGUACCAACUGUAUAGAGGAUGAAGCAGCAAAGGCAAAAGUUAUGAUCGUGUCCGGUGUCCUCUUCAUUCUCGCCGGCAUCCUGGAGCUCAUUCCAGCGGCUUGGGUGGCAAACCAAACCAUUCGGGACUUCUACAACCCAAUGCUGGUCUCCGCUCAACAGAGAGAGCUCGGGGCAUCGCUCUACAUAAGCUUUGCGGCUGCUGCUAUGUUGCUGAUCGGAGGAGCGAUGCUGUGCUGCUCUUGUCCUCCACGAGAGAAGAAGUACAAGCCACAGAGAAUGGGCUACUCUGCUCCACGUACUAACAGCGGUGGAUAUGACAGGAAAGACUAUGUUUAAAAUAUUGUUAUCUCUGGGGAAAAGAAGAAGGAUCUCUUACAUAGAGUAUAAUUUUGAGAGGACUCCGAAAUGAAGGGUCGUACGAUGCUGUCAAUAUCCGCUUUACUGCUUGUGUGUGUGUUAUGGGCUGGUUUUGUGAUUUUAUGUGAAUCUCAGUGAUUUUAAGAGACAGUUUGAUGUGUUUGCUAUGUGUAUAACAUUCGCAUUUCAUUUUUUUUAUAUAUUUUUUAUUUGUUGUAUAAAUUUGAAUUAAAUUUGCUUUUUUGUUUUGUAUUUUUACGCCUAUAAAGUUUAGCAUUUCAGUUGCAUCAGCUGUUCUUUGUACUGAUGACACAAAAUAAUAAAAGGUUUAACCAGUUAAGUAAGUUUUUUAAGCAAAGCUGUUUCAGAUUCAGCCUGAUGCCGUAUAUAUUAUGAUGUAAAUAGACAGGGAGGAAAACUCUUUACAUGUAUUUGGUUAUGAAAAUUUUACUUGACAUAGAUAAAUAUAUUGUUCUUUUCAUUUGUAUCUCAGUGGAGUCAACUCAGUACCUGAGUCGUCAAUUUAUUUAAGUAAACACUUUAUAAACUUUUUGUCCAACUGUUUCACAGUUUGUAAAUAGCUAUUUGUUUCAAUUAAAAAAAAAAAUCAUUACAAUUGAAAUGCUGUCUGAUAUUUGUCCAUUGUGUUGCAUUUAUUAUUA
Molecule: messenger RNA, 1447 nt
Organism: Paramisgurnus dabryanus
Lineage: Eukaryota; Metazoa; Chordata; Actinopteri; Cypriniformes; Cobitidae
Product: claudin-3-like
Cellular component (GO): bicellular tight junction; membrane
Molecular function (GO): structural molecule activity
Source: RefSeq, a predicted model, not a curated record